Messenger RNA from Paramecium pentaurelia, 806 nucleotides. The record is from the annotation of a GenBank genome assembly. Lineage: Eukaryota; Ciliophora; Oligohymenophorea; Peniculida; Parameciidae.
AUGUUAACUGAUUGUAUUGAUAUAUCGAUGUAAUCAAAGGAACAACCAUCCAAUUAUUCAUAUUUUGUGUAUAAUUACCCACCUACAACCAUAAUGGAUUAUCAAAAUACAUCAAUACCACAAUUACAGAUGAGAAAUUCAAGUAAAUUUGAUAUAUAAUAGUUAGCUGAUUCUGUUUUCAAAGAUAACAUGUAGAUUCCUUCAUUUAUGUAAGGAUUAUCUGUUCCCAGUUUCUAAUUUAAUAAUUCCAAUUAAUUUUGUAUUAAUGAAUAAAAAUCAUAAUACAUGCCACCAAUUGCUAAUGGUUUGGCUUCUUAUUUUAAUGAUUAAUCUUCUUUUAAAGUAAAAUAUGAAAGUAAGAAAAAUCGAAUAAUUGUGGGAACAUAAGCAAUAUGUAAUAUAGAAAUAAUCCUUAUAUAAAGAUAUUUUGAUAUUAAAACAUAAGUAUUUAUAAUAUAAAAUAAUAGUUAUUCUGCCCACCAAAUAUUAAAUAUACUUUAAAUGAAGAUAAAAGUAUUUCAAAUAUGGCAUGGUUGAAAGAUAGAGUAAAAAAUAGAUAUAAAAAGCCUGUAAAUAUUGUUAUGUAUUUUUAGAUUAAGGAUUCAAUGUCUGAUUUAAUUAAUGUAAUUGGAAACAUGAAUGAAUAAGAUUUAUAAUAAUUAAGUUGUUUCUAAUAGUUUUAAAGUUAAGGUUUUGACAAUCUUGAGAAAUAAGUACCAAAGUCGAUUAAAUUAGAGAAACCUUUUUCUGAAAUGAUGUUUGAAAUUCAAAUUCUAAUUGCUUAGUUUUUAAUAACAAAAUUUUGA